AUGAAUGAGUCGAACCCAUUUGGAGAGAUGCAUGUCACUACUAAUAGUGAAGUUGGUUCGUCAUCCGCAUCCGUAUCCGCAUUCGCAUCUACAUCAACACCUUUACCUAAUUUACUCAUCGCUCAAACACCAACUCAAAAUACACCUCAUGCCCAAACAUCACCUCAACCUAGUGGUCUUCCACCAUUACCUCAUUCCGACCCAAGAAGAGAAAAAUCGGAAGUAUGGGAUCACUUUGAGAGAUAUGAAGAAGUGGUUGAGAGUGUGAAGGAGGAUGGGAGCAAAUACGCAACCACUAAGAAGAGAGCUAGGUGCAAAUAUUGCACUAUGAGCUAUGCAACAGACUACUAG
Prunus armeniaca (apricot) is the source of this 351-nucleotide messenger RNA. The record is from the annotation of a GenBank genome assembly. Lineage: Eukaryota; Viridiplantae; Streptophyta; Magnoliopsida; Rosales; Rosaceae.